Molecule: messenger RNA, 2050 nt
Organism: Achroia grisella
Lineage: Eukaryota; Metazoa; Arthropoda; Insecta; Lepidoptera; Pyralidae
Gene: Snx27
Product: sorting nexin-27
Biological process (GO): intracellular protein transport; signal transduction
Cellular component (GO): early endosome
Molecular function (GO): protein binding; phosphatidylinositol-3-phosphate binding
Source: RefSeq, a predicted model, not a curated record
AAUUAAAAUGAAUCUGUGGUGAAACUGAGCAAAAUGGCUGAGACAGAAACCGAUAAUAACAGUAUUAUAAGGCCUGAAAGAAAUAAUAGGGUCACAGUCCCUAGUAAUGGGCCCCGCCGCGUUACUAUCUAUAAAACAGAGACUGGUUUUGGUUUCAAUGUUCGAGGACAAGUGUCUGAAGGUGGGCAGCUUAGAUCGAUCAAUGGGGAACUCUAUGCUCCUCUGCAGCACGUCAGCGCUGUCCUGGAACAAGGAGCAGCUGAACUGGCUGGUAUCAGGAAAGGAGACAGAAUCCUCGAAGUCAACGGCGUGAACGUCGAAGGCUCAACACAUAGGCAGGUGGUCGACCUUAUCAAGUCGGGGGGCGACUGUCUCACACUCACAGUUAUCUCUGUCACGCAAAGGGAGGCAGAACGUUUAGAACCCUGUGAUGAUGGGUCAGCGCCAGUCGGAGUCAUCGGCGGCGCGGCCAACUCCCGCGCCACAGUCUACCAGCGGUACGACUACACAGACAAGCGGUCUCUGCCGGUCUCCAUCCCAGACUACCGCGUUGUUAUGGAGCGGAACACCGGCAGGUCGUACAUUGCGUUCAACGUACACAUGGCCGGGAGGCAUCUAUGUAGCAGACGAUAUAGAGAGUUCGCUGCUCUACACCAACAGCUGAGGAAGGAGUUUUUGGGAUUCAAUUUUCCAAAGCUACCGGGCAAAUGGCCGUUCAAUCUGAGUGAACAGCAGCUGGACGCGAGGCGGAGAGGACUUGAACAGUAUUUAGAGAAGGUGUGUGCAGUACGUGUAAUAGCUGAAUCAGAUGCGGUACAAGAGUUCCUAACCGAUUCCGAUGACUCCUCGAAUCCAACACCCGUGGAUCUGAAAGUCCUCCUUCCAGACAAGGAGGUGGUCACCGUCUCAGUUCUAAAGUCUACCAACGCGGAUGACGUGUACCGAGCUGUUUGUGAGAAGAUAGGUUUAUCGAAGUCGGUUCAGAAAUAUUUUUACCUGUUUGAAAUUGUGGAGUACAAUUUUGAACGCAAGCUCCAACCAAAUGAAUGUCCACACUCGCUAUACAUACAGAAUUACUCAACGGCAUCCAGCAGUUGCCUGUCGAUACGCAAGUGGCUGUUCAACCCCGAAAGAGAGAUAUCUGUUGUCAAAGAGGACAGUAAAGCUGCCGCAUUCAUAUUCUGGCAGGCCGUGGAGGACGUGAACCGCGGCGUGUGCGUGGCGGGCGCGCGGCUCUACCAGCUGAAGGCGCUGCAGGACGUGCGCCGCGCCGCCGACUACCUCGCGCUCGCCCGCACCCUGCCCGGCUACGGCGCGCUCGCCUUCCCGGCCGCGCGCGCCGACCACCACCACGCGGCCGCGCUCGCACUCACGCUCGGAUGGUCGGGGUUGCACGGACGACGGAAGGGCGCAGAUACUGGACGGUGGCGCAGACACUGGCGCGCGGACGACGACGCCGCCGCACUGCGGCUACACUACGGACGACAACAGAUACUACUGCACACGCCCUACUACCAAUUCCUAUGCAACUGCAUGGAUCGAAUAGCUGAGGAAGCGACCUGGGUGGAUACAGGAGAUUAAACAUCACCAUCAAAUCUAAUCCGCUCCAAGCGAUCCGGUAAUGCCAUCUCAACACGCCACCAUUUUUGGGGAACAAUUUCUAAACUUGCAACACUAGAAGGUAAAUAAAAUCGGCUCUCUAUAAAUACGAGAUCUUGAACAAAUAUUGGUAGCUAUUUUUGAAACUACUAAAAAAUAUUGACAAAAUGUUGCCAGUGUACGAAAAUUCUACUAAAAUGGUAGCGUUGUUGUGUCAAGCAGUAUGUUAAAAUAUUUAUCUAAAUUGUUCUAUCAGAACUAAACUAUUGUAUAUAAUUAGUUAUAAUAUGGUAUAUGUUAUAACUUUAGGGUCAAUUAAACAGUAUGAUGUCUAGUAUUGUAAGGUAGACGAAACAGGGAUAAGAGCAUUGUCUUAAAUUUUAAAUAUUACUAAUAGGAAAAUAUAUUAUUUCAUUAUUAUUUUUUUUGUAUUACAUUUUAUUUUGUACCU